Molecule: messenger RNA, 3015 nt
Organism: Trichoderma asperellum CBS 433.97
Lineage: Eukaryota; Fungi; Ascomycota; Sordariomycetes; Hypocreales; Hypocreaceae
Biological process (GO): transmembrane transport
Cellular component (GO): vacuolar membrane
Molecular function (GO): ABC-type transporter activity; ATP hydrolysis activity; ATP binding
Source: RefSeq, a predicted model, not a curated record
AUGCUGGCCGACGACGCGCCGCCCGACGACGCUCGCGGCGCCUUUCCCGCCCAUUCUGGCUCUGAUGGCCUCACCGUGGCCGAAAAGGUCCUGCGAGACACACAAUACCUCUACUCUCUGAUUCUGCUCGUGGCCUUCAUCUCUCUUGCCGCAUGGUAUUCCGUCUUCAACGCCAAGAAGGAAGAGGAUCUUGUCCAGCCCACCGUCAAAGGUCCUGGAGGGAAGCCCUUGCCCAUUACCAAGCGCAAGAAGCGCAGCAACGGGGAGCGUAAGAUUGGUCCGCGCUUUGGCCCGACCGCUAAGAACGUCUUUCGCUGCCUUGCUGCUGUUGUCUUCGUGAGCUAUGUGGUUACUGGUAUUACCAUGUUCGUUCAUGCCUUCUGGCACGAGAACCCUUAUAAAUGGUCAAAGGAAGGGCUUCCCUGGGCUGGCGAAUGGACAGUGGUUCAUAUCGUGGGAGCUACUUUCUUCUACCUUUACAUCCUGUUCUCGUUAUUCGACUGGCGCAAGGGCCCCAAUAUCGUCCACCUCACAAUCUGGAUUCUAAGUCUCGCUGGAGAACUCAUUCUCUUCACCACCACAGCUAUUGUUGCCGCUGGUUGUCACUUCGUGCGCGCUUCCAAGCAAGACGACCAGACCACGGAUGACAGCUGCAUUGAUUCAUGGACAAAGCUCGAUCUCGUUCUCUAUUUGGUCCGCUUGCUGACCAUAGCUGCUUCCAUCUCCCUCUUCUGCGUUGCAUGGAUUCUCAAAUCUCACGCCCCAGAUAGAGUUGAGGAAGGAUUUGGCAUCUCUGAAGCCACGCCUCUACUGCUUAAUGGGCAGACUCGAUCUUAUGACGCCAGGCAGAGCACCAGUUCUGAGACUAACGGCCGACGAUCUCGUGGUAGAACCAUUUCGAACGCACCCAAACCUACAGGAGGAUCCUAUUCUCGCAAAGAUGAACAAGCCGCCUUCUACCGACAGAAGAAGAUCCCCCACAAGACCUGGUGGGAAUAUGUCAGAGGCUACUCUCUCUUCUUCCCCUAUCUCUGGCCCAAAGACUCUACCAAGCUGCAGCUCCAGGUAAUGUUGUGCUUUGUUUUAGUCAUCAUCCAGCGAUUGGUCAACGUCUACGUUCCAUGGCAGAUCGGCAAAGUCGUCAACAAGCUAGAAGCCGUCAUCAGAAGCGGCGAUCCCAUCACCACUGAAAACUUCCCCCUCAAGGACUUCCUCAUCCUGGGUACUCUCUGGGUACUUCAAGGCCAGUCCGGUCUUCUUGGCUCCCUGAGAUCUCUCCUUUGGAUUCCUGUUUCGCAGUACUCGUACCGAGGAUUGACAGCGGCGGCCUUUAACCAUGUCCACUCUCUCAGCCUCGACUUUCACUUGUCGAAACGCACUGGCGAAGUCCUCUCUGCGCUUAACAAGGGCUCUGCAAUCAAUGCAUUUCUCGAGCAGGUGACAUUCCAGGUCAUCCCUAUGCUCUUCGACUUGUUCCUCUCUAUCUCCGUCUUCUACGUCAACUAUGGCCCUCUCUACGCUCAAUUGAAUCUGGUGGACACUUGCUGGUAUCUCUAUAUGACCAUCAAGAUGGCCGCCACUAGAGCAGAUCAACGACGAGAGAUGACCAAUGCUGAUCGUGAAGAGGAAGCGGUGAAGAACGACUCCAUCUCUAGUUAUGAGACGGUCAAGUAUUUCAACGCGGAAGAAUACGAAUCCAACCGAUAUCGUGCCAAGGUUGAGGUUUUCCAAAAGGCCGAGGCCCAGGUCCAGGUAGGCAUGGUCCUCAUGAAUAUCUGCCAGACCUUCGUUUUCAACCUGGGCAGAAUUGUCGCUGCCAUAGUGUGUGGCUGGCAAGUUAUGGUUGGCGUGCGAACUACCGGUGACUGGUUCACAGUCGUCUCUUACCUGACCCAACUUCAAGGCCCUCUCAACUUCUUCGGCUCGUUUUAUCGCACAGUCCAGCAGGCCAUGAUUUCUGGCGAGCGCCUCCUGGAGCUCUUCAAGAUCCAGCCAACCGUGGUUGAUUCUCCCAAUGCCGUCGAACUGGAAAGUUUUAGUGGACAUGUUCGAUGGAAGAAUGUGAGCUUUGCCUAUGAUGCUCGAAGACCUGCUCUACGCAACAUCAGCUUCGAAUGUGCUCCGGGAACUACAACAGCCUUUGUUGGCGAGUCUGGCGGUGGCAAGUCUACCUUGUUCCGACAUAUGUUCCGCUACUACGACUGUGACGAGGGUAGCAUCGAAUUUGAUGGCAAAGACGUUAAAGAUCUCACAAUCAGCUCGGUCCGUCGCCAUAUUGGCGUUGUGCCCCAAGAUACGACCCUUUUCAACGAGACGCUCAUGUACAACCUCAAAUAUGCCAACCCUAGAGCGAGUGACGAAGAGGUUUAUACCGCUUGCAAAGCUGCCAGUAUCCACGACCGCAUCAUGUCAUUCCCCGAUGGUUAUAACACGCAGGUUGGAGAACGCGGACUGCGACUCAGUGGCGGUGAGAAGCAGCGAGUUGCUAUCGCUCGUACUAUCCUCAAGGAUCCUAGAGUUAUCAUGCUGGAUGAGGCUACUUCUGCACUUGACUCGCACACGGAACAGGAAAUCCAGCAAAAUGUUUGCAACAUCGGUCAAGGGCGAACGUUGCUCAUUAUUGCGCACCGAUUGUCGACCAUCACCCAUGCCGAUCAAAUCAUUGUGCUGCAUGCUGGAACAAUCGUUGAACGUGGUAAUCACCAGGAUCUUCUCGCUGCUAAAGGUGUGUACUUUUCGAUGUGGCAAAAGCAAGUAACGGCAGAGCGCGCCCUGGACGUUGCUAGAGAAGCGUCUUUGCAGGCCAAGCGAGCCUUGAAAGCUGCCAAUAUGGAUGGCAAGAACAAGUCGGGCGCUCAGAUCGACGGAUAUGAGAGUCACGGGUCUACGACUGAGCUUCUUAGCGAUAACUCUCAGCCGCAUGGCAAUGGCGAGGCUCAUCCUUCGACAUCUUCUUCCGAUAAUGAAUCGACCCAUGAACAGGAGCCGCGUCGCAAAUCAGGACUAGAUUCCUAG